AGUGCCUCGCCUGCGCCUGCGCAGCGCCGAUACGCGCCGACUCGAUAACUUUCGUGACGAAAAACCCGAAAACAAUCGAAUAACGAGUGAGAACAGUGAUAGUGACUCGAAGUUUAAGUGAUGCUUCCUUGUUUGUAAAUAAGAUGAAGACGUGCAAUGCCAAAGAAAAAGUGCCAACGAAGAAACUAGGAGUAAUUUUUAAGUAACGAAUACCAGACGAGAUGGAGGGGGUCAGGGUCUCGCACCAGGGGGUGCGGGCCCACACCGCCGAGGGGUCAGCCGGGAGGAUCACCCAGGCUGGACUGGCAGCACGAAGCACCGCCGGCACCGCCGCCAAAGGCAUGGCCAUCAAGGGCCACGAAGACCUAUGGGUGGAAAUCCAAGCAAACACCUUCAGAAACUGGGUGAACGAAACAUUAAAACCUAUGAAUAUCAAGGUGGUGGAUUUGGUAGAAGACUUCAAAGACGGGACAGUCCUGUGUGCAUUGGUAGAGGCUCUCCAGGGCCGUCGGCUGAAGGGCUGGAGUCCGAACCCCACUAACCAGCACCACAAGCUGGAGAACGUCACCACCGCGCUGCAGGCUAUAGAGGACGAUGGGGUGAAGCUGGUUAAUAUAGGUAAUGUGGACAUCGUGAAUGGGAAUUUGAAGCUUAUUCUUGGCUUGAUCUGGUCGCUUAUCGUGCGCUAUCAGAUCGGCCGGAGCAAGUUCCCUCCGAGAAAACUAAUGCUCUCAUGGCUCCAAUCAGCCCUGCCUGAAUGCCGCGUGUCCAAUCUAACUAGCGACUGGAACAGCGGUAUCCUGCUAUCGGCCCUGCUCGACCACUGCAAGCCGGGCGUCUUCCCGCAUUGGCGAGAGCUCAACCGCCACGAAGCCGUAGAAAACUGCAGGCGAGCUAUGAAGCUGGCUCACCGCGAGUUCGAAGUCCCCAUGGUGUUGGAGCCAGAGUACCUUGCAUCCCCCUGGCUGGAUGAACUGUCCGGGAUGACCUACCUGUCCUACUUCAUGAAGCCCGGCUCCCCAGGAUAUAGAGCAACUUUGGACUGGGUCAACUCCCGCCUGGAAAGGGGCAUCACUAACUUUACGACCGAUUGGAAUGACGGCCGCGUAGCCAACGAACUGGUGAGGUCCAUGGGAGGGCCGGCCCCUCCGCUGAGCCGGCUGCGACGCGACCCCGCGCGGUGGGAAGAGAACAAUCAGCAGGCUAUAGAUGCUGCUAAGAAAAUUGGCGUUCAACCAGUUCUAUCAGCUAAAGACAUGAGCCAAAAUGAUGUCGAGCACUUGGGGGUGAUGGCAUGGGCGUCUCAGUUCCGCAAUGUGCCUCCACGACCACCAGUGCACGACAUGCUCAGAGUUGCGCUGGACUCUACAUCGGGAAGAGUUGGAGAAGAGACCUACAUCAAAGUCGAGUCGAUCUCCAGCGAGCUGUCCAUCUCAGACGUGAAGGUGUCGAUCGUGAACCCUCUGGAGCAGGAGUCGAGGCUGAAGCUGGACUCGCGAGGGUCGGGAGAGUUCAUCCCGGAACACGCCGGAAUGCAUGAGAUUGUACUGACGGUUGAUGACAUCAGAGUCGACGGAAGAUACUUCUUCAGAGUCCUGCCCCGGCUGGUGAUGGUGCCCCCACCGCGAAUGGCACCAUGCGCCGCAGGCAGCAUUGUCGAAGUGCUUGUCAGUGCUACAGGCGCCCCUAGAAGAGAAGACAUUGACGUCACAGCACACUCGCCUAGCGGCAGAGCGGUACCGCUAUCCGCGCGUCAUCCGCCGCCAUCUGCCCCCGGCACCACUGCUUCCAGCGCCACCUUCCAGCCUGAUGAGGCCGGGACUUGGACUAUCGCUAUCACGUAUAAAGGGGAGCAUAUACAGGGUGGUCCAUUCACGUGCGAGGUCUUCGACCCGGCCGGCGUGAGGCUCAGUCCUGGAGCGCUGGAAGGCGCUGAACCGCUGAAGCCGCACUCGUUUGAGCUAGACACAAGCGGCUGCGGGGUCAAGGGGGACCUGCAGCUGGACAUCGUUCACGACAAGCGCAGCGUUAUGUGCGCGCUUGAAAAACUCUCCGCAACUAAAUAUCGCGCUACGUUCAUGCCUAAGGCACCUGGAAAACAUAGAUUAUACAUCUACUUUAAUGGCUACGAUGUGCACGGAUCUCCGCACAUGUUCCGAGUGGGGUCCAGAUCGAAGAAACCACGUGAUAGCUCUAGUCCUUCCCCUGCUUACGCGAGGAUUUCAAGUCCAGUGACUCGGCUACGAUCAGAAAGUCCUCUCAACAAUUACAAUUUAUACGACUCGAGCGCAACGAAGCAUAACACGAGCUCGAUAGAUCGUCGCGAGGAGCGACGUGACUCGAGCGAUUAUUACAAGUCCUUCGGCUCGGAGAUCAAAGAGAAGAAUUAUGACGUCACCGAUUCCGCAUAUUCUACAUCGAGGGUUCACAAGAAGGAUGGUUUCAGUUCGAGAUACGGGUCGGAGAGCCCGAGAAAUAGGACGGCGAGUCCGAUAACAACUAAGCACCUCGGAAACGGUUCGAGGCUGGACGUCAAUAGGCCGACUAGUCCGUUUCGGGCCAGCAGUCCGUACAGAGCGACUAGUCCGGCGGCUAGUCCGCUAACGAGGAGGGACAGCCCUUUGAAUAGGACGGUCAGUCCAAUUAACAGGGUGAGCAGUCCAACAGACAGGCAUAGCCCUGUGACAACAACGAAGAGAGUAGUGGAGAAGAGAUCCAACUACAAGAUGUACAGCUCCUACAGUGGAUCUCAGGAUAACCUGGACCAAAGCAGCAGUCCGUAUGUUUCUCUUGAAAACGAUCGGACUAGAAGACUUGGAAGUCCAAGUACUGGAGAUCCUGGAGGGAAACCGUUUGCUGCUAGAAAAGAUUCGUGGGACUCAGUGGAGAAGACGAGACAAAUGCUCAAUGCUAAUAGGCUAGGAUCGCCCGACCGGCACCAAAGCACGCUUGAUCGCGAGACACGGCGCAACACACAACUGAACAAGUUCACCGACUUCUCGCGCGACUCGUUCAAUCGGCAGCUCGACCAGUUGGCCGACGACCGCGAUUCUGACACCUACACCAGCCGGCAAGAAAUCAGCAAGCGGGAAGUCCGCGAAAGUUCAUACGUGGUGCGGGACUCCUCGUACAGCAGUGUAGAGGAGAAGCACCAGCAACAGCAGUCUUUUUUAUCCAAUAGGCCCCCCCGCGACCCUACCGGGGGGGCCCUAACUGAGACGGAUGCAGCUCAUGCCCGUUUCAGACCAAUUCAAAGGGAUAAUAAAGGUGCCAAAGGAGUAAUCGUCAAACCAACUUACAAAGGCGUUUUGGGGCAACCUGUUGAGUUCAUAGUGGACUGCAGCUCAGCCGGGCCCGGGCACCUGGAGAUAGAGGUGUCCGGAGGCAACGGCACUCUCGUGGCGAGCUCAGUUCGCUCGCUGGGAGGGCAUCGGUACUCUGCCGCGUUUACACCGCGCGUGUUACGUACGCACGUCGUGCGUGUCACGUUCAACGAUGAACAUGUGCCGGGAUCCCCGUGGAAGGUCGAAGUGAUGGCGGGGCCGGCGAGCGGCGGCGGCGGCGAGUCCACCCGGCUGAUCCCCGCGCGAGUGCCGGCCGUCUUCGAGAUAUCCACCGCCCCUGGGACUGGGACCUUCAGCAAAAAUGAGGUUGGAGUAACAGUAACUGCGCCAUCGCGGCGGCCCGUGACCGCCCGAGUGCUGGACGUGGCUGAAAGACCUGGGGUCUUCCGGCUCGAGUUCACGCCCGAAGAAGUCGGCACACAUUUGAUCGAUGUUUCAAUCGCCGACGAUAAGCUAGCCGCAGACCCCCUAGUCGCCAAAGUGUAUGACUCCAGCCUGAUCAAAGUCACUGAUGUGGGAAACGCAGUGGUUGGACAACAGUGCCAAUUCAAAGUGGAUGCAAGUGCUGCAGGAGAAGGGCAACUUGAGAUAUCAAUAAAUGAAGGAGAAGUCCCCAAUCACGUACAGGUUGUGGGUGGAGGAAGAUGCCUAGUUUUUUGGCGGCCAGAAACGCCAACUCCUCACCGAGUAGACAUAAAAUUUAAUGGAGAGCCUGUGCCAUCGUCGCCGUUUGUCUUUCACGUAGCUCCCGCCCAAAGAGUCACAAUAGAUACAUCGCAAGUUGAAUUAAUACCUGUGGGAGAAGUAGCAUCAUGCUCCGUCCGAGUGGAAGGCUCCGGCGGCGGAGAGCUCACUGUGACCGUCCGAGGGCCAAGGGGCGAAGUCCCCGUCCGGCUAACUGGAGACGUGGUCACUGGCUUAGUGGCCAGCUUUACGCCAAGACACGUUGGACCCCACACAUUGACAGCGCAUUACAAUAACCAGCCAGUGCCGGGAACUCCAGUAACAUGCAAAGCAUAUGACGGCAAGCUAGUCACAGUCACCGGUGGAACAUCAGCCCGUGUCGGUGUUCCAGUCCAGUUAGCAGUUGAUGCAGCUCAGGCCGGCGAAGGCAACUUGGAGAUCACAGUUGCUGCUAACGGCUUGAACAUCCCAACCCAAGUGCAUCCACAGGGCAAUGCACGCUUCACAGUCUCGUUUACACCGACGGAGGCAUGCCAUCAUGUCGUAAAUGUUUCUUUCAAUAAGAUGCGAGUGCCAGGCUGCCCUCUUAUCAUUGAAGUAUCGGAAGGCAGUGGUAGCGGAGCCCGAGUGGCUCUACCAGGCCCAGUGCCUCUGCAUCAACCUGCUUCCCUAACUCUUCACCACCCCACCGCCACACUCGAUCAGAUCGAAGUGAAUGUUGAAGGUCCGAACGGAGCGUCGGUGCCGGCGGCGGUGGCGGCGGCCGGGCCGGCGGUGUUCCGAGCCGAAUUCGUGCCGAAGGCCGUCGGCGAACACCGCCUGAACGUGCUCGUGGACUCCGCGCCCAUACCUGCCAGCCCUUUCCAUUUGAAGGUGUAUGAUGUAACUGCGAUAAGGGUGAAAGAUGUCGCCCACGGAACCGUUGGAAAGCCCGUUACAUUUUUAGUGGAAACAAUGGCAGCCGGGCCAGGCAACUUGGAGGUGACCGUGAACGGAGGCCGCGUGCCGACCGCGGCGGCUGCGCAAGGCGCGCACACUUAUGCCAUCAGUUUCACACCACGCGACCCUCGCCCUCAUACCGUGGAGUUGAGGUUCAACGGAGACCAUGUCCCGGGAAGCCCAUUCGUCUGUCACGUGUCAGCGCCGGCCCGGGUGAUAGGAGCUGGCUCAGGGGAAUCCCCUGACAAAGUGUCCGUAGGAGAUGCGUAUACAUUCAGCGUGGACUCGCCUACGUCACCACACGUAGAGGUGCUGGGACCCGCUAGGAGGCCAGUACCAGUGCAGGUAUCAGCCGAAGAAACCGUGGGUGAAAACGAAGCUAGCAAGCGGUACACAAUAUCUUUCGUGCCUGUUGACGUUGGAGACCACAGCAUUGAGGUCCGCGCAGGCGCGAUGGGCGGUCACGUCGAAGGCAGCCCGUUCUUAGUCAAAGCGUACAGCGCAGCUAGAGUGGCUGUCACUGAUAUAUCCCCAGGAGUUGUGGGCAGACCAGUUUCGUUUACUAUCAAUGCGUCGCACGCCGGUGCUGGCAACUUGGAGAUUAUUGUCGCUGUAAACGGCAGAAAUGUACCCAACUAUGUACAGAGUGAAGGAAACGCGCGAUUCAAGGUGAACUUCAAACCAGUAGAACCAGCCCCACACACGCUAUCAGUCCGGUUCAACGGCCAUGCCGUGCCCGGGUCUCCAUUCACAUGUUCCGUGACUGCCCCGGCCGCCGCCGCUGAUGCAAGAGCUACGGGUCCCGGACUAUCAUCUACCCCCAGGGGAGAACCCGCCGAUAUACAGCUAACUGGCUUCCACUCCGGCGAGCCUUCAGUCUACGUAGCCGGUCCAGGAGGCAGCAGCGUUCGCACCCGUGUGAACUCAACCGGAGAAGGUCGAUACACCGCCACGUAUACUCCUGAAGCGGUCGGCAGACACAGUGUGCAAAUAACCUGCGCUGGCAGACACGUCAACGGGUCGCCAUUCACGUGCAACGUGUAUGACGUGAGACGAGUGAGGGUUACUGGAUUGGGGCCUGGAGAACUCGAAGGCACCCUAGAAGGUUUGAGCCUAGACGACGGGGUGGAUGAAGAGCGAGGUGUGGAAGUAGGCAAGCCAGUUACUUUCAGCGUUGACGCGGCGGGAGCCGGCGAGGGUACUUUAGAACUUGUGGUCUCUACGCCCUCUACUACUGUUAAGGCUGAGGUGGUAGCCGUAGCCCGUGGCCUGUAUGACGUCACAUUCGUGCCGGUAUCCCGGGAACCCCACAGGGUGUCCGUCACGUUCAACGAGCAAGCCGUGCCCGGCAGUCCGUUCGUAUGCCGAGUCAGCGAGCCACAUACUUAUGUACAAAUUGGAGGCAUAGCAACAGUAGAAAUAGACGAAAAUCUGUCAGAUAUAGAAGUAAUAUCGCCAACCGGCACUCGCGUAUCCGAAGCCAACCUUGAAGACUCUGGUCUGCUAACCUUCCCAGCAAGUAGAGUCGGUCGUUACGUCGUGAGGAGCUCGCGAGGACCGGUGGCUGAGGUGGAAGCUUUGGAUGCCACCGCUGUGAAGGUGCUAUCGAUAGGCGACGCGGUAGCACACAGGCCUGCCAUACUUACUGUAAGCACUAGCGGCGCCGGCGCAGGUCGGCUCUCAGGGCGCGUCACGUGCGGCGGGGUCGCCGUGCCCCAUUCCGUACGACGCCGCGGAGGCGCCAGGCAGGAGCUAGUAUGGCACCCAGCUAGGGCGGCGCCCCACCGGCUGACAUUAUUAUGGAGCGGCACUCAGAUAGCUAGGGAGCCGAUGCUGUUGGAUGUGCAGCCUCCACAACAUGGUCAAGAGGUCACAGCAUCAGGCCUGGGCCUAUACCAAGCUCAAGCGGGAAGAGUAGCGUCCUUCAGUAUAGACACGCUAGGGCGACCAGCCAGAGAGUUUGACGUGGUUGUCUCUGGUCCAGGAUCGAGGGCACUCCCAGUAAGGUGCUACCAGACCAAGUCAGGGCUACUGCAAGCCGAGUUCACUAUCACUGAAGUUGGACAAAGUACCAUAGAGGUAUUGCAUCUAUCAAAACCUGUAUCUGGCAGCCCUUACACGUGCGAGUCGUUCGAUCCUAACAGAGUGAUAAUAUCAGGACUACCCACUGGGAACAUUAUUGCACAAACACCCAUCAACUUUACAGUGGACACAAAAGACGCAGGUGUGGGUGAGCUCGAAGUGGUUUGCGAAGCGAUGGGCGACCGCCGCGUGCGUCUGCCAGUCGACAUUCGGGAGGAUGGACACUUGUACAAAGUGCGCUUACGGCCGUCGAUACCCGCUCAUUAUAGGAUCUAUAUCACUUAUGGAGGAGCAUCAGUAGCGGGUAGUCCGAUAUCAUUAGGCGUGCUGAGCGGCCGUAGUCCAACCGCCGCGCGCUGCGCAGGCACCGGGCUCGUGCACGCGCAUGUCGGCAAAGAAGCCGCUUUCACCAUCCACUGUGUGGAGGACUCGGCGCCAACGGUUCAGGUCGAAAGACUGACAGAGAACAAAGAAGACAGCACGGACUCAGGUCUACUAGAGUGCAGAGUGGUGGCCGGAGCGCCGCGGGAAUGGCUCUGCGCCUACAUUCCUUUGGUAGUGGGCUUGUAUGAAGUUAGGAUAUUCACUUCUUCCGGACCGUUGCCUGGGAGCCCUUUCUCUGUCAAAGUAAUAGACACAUCAGCUAUAGUGCCAGUGGGUGGAUGGGGCGCCGACAACUCAGGAAGAGUCAGAGCGCCUUCAAAACUAGUACUCGAUACGAGCAAUGCAGGCCCAGGAACCCUAGAAUGCUUAUUGGCUGGCAGGCAUCAACGCGUAGAAACAGUCUCAGGCCGUGCCGUUGUAACCUUAGCAGCAGCUGAAGGUGUGAGCGGUGAACAGGAGUUAGAACUGACUUACAACGGAGCGUUAGUGGCCGGAGCGCCUAGGAGAGCUUUAGUGGCGUCGGGCAAUACAGCAGAUAGAGUUACUUUGGCUGGAAGAGGAUUGGCUCACGCUGCGCCGCAUACGCCGGCCGUGUUUACUGUCGAUGGCAGUGCAGCCGGGCCAGGCGCUCCUGAAGCAAUGCUGACGUCUCCCGACGGAGAUAAGAUCCCGGUAGCGCUGGCCGCCGCCGGGCCCGGGCUGUGGCGAGCCACUUAUACCCCCAGAAGAGCGGGAGACCACCAACUCAGGGUCAUGUGGGCGGGACGGCUCGUUAAGGGCUGCCCAUUGACAGUGAAUGUGAACGUCGGCUCCGAGAGCGGUGACGCGUCGCGAGUCGUGUGCUCAGGCGCAGGAUUAGUGGGCGGCGUCGUGGGAAUGGAGAUACGCUCGUGGAUCGACACCAGGCGCGCCGGGCCAGGGGAGCUCACGGCGCACUGCACGGGGCCCAACAAGGUGGCGUACUGCGAGCUAUACGAGCACGGAGACGGCACGUUCACGUUAAAUGUCAAACCAGCUGAGGCGGGGCGACACGUGCUGAGCAUACAGUUUGCGGGCGACCACGUUCCCGGAUCGCCCUUCGUGCUCAAGGUGGCUGGAGCGCCUGACCCCUCCAAGGUUCGCGUGUACGGUCCGGGCGUGGAACCAGGCGUGCUAGCAACGUUCCAGUCGCGUUUCUUCUGCGACACGCGCGGCGCCGGCGCCGGUCAGCUGACGGUGCGCGUGCGCGGCCCUAAGGGCGCCUUCCGCGUCGAGAUGCAACGCGAAAACCAGAAGGACCGCACUAUACUGUGCAAGUUUUCGCCCACCGAGCCAGGAGAUUACCGCGUAGAGGUCCGAUGGGCCGGCCGCCACGUGCCCGGGUCUCCGUUCCCGGUCAUGAUAUUCGACACCCAGGAGGAGCUCCGCCGGUACAUACAGGCCACCGCCGCUUGACACUAACAUACGACCCUGCCAUCUAGGUACUACAUAACUCAAUUUAUAAGGCCUAGUUUACACUGAGAUGCAAGCAAUUUAAAUGUCUAAAACUGAAAAAAACAAUACAAUCUUGGUGGACAUUACACUAUGGCGCCAAAAAUAUAAAACUUCGUGCCUCUGUGUGAACUGCGCCUUUUUGCUUGCAAGUCUGUAGCUUAUUACGCGAUCGGACAGUUUUCGUUAAAAUAACUGUGCAGCAUGUUCAAACGAAUUUUAUGACAAUUUUAACUACACGUAAUUUAUAAUCAUGACAUACUUUCGUUGCAUAAAUAAACUCCCACGUCCACCUGAACGAAAAUUGCCAGUUUGCGUAAUAAAGUUAUUAAAUAAUCUCUUACAAACUUGAUAUUUUAUAGUAUAGACCACCCAUUUUGCCAAUUUGUACUUACUGUAGAUUAAAGUAAACCAUUUCCUAGUAACACAACUUAUUCCACGCUUUAAAGUAUAAAGUAGAAAUUUGUGGAUAAGAAAAAAUAGCAAUACAACAAAAAAUUAAAAUCAAUAGUAAAAAUAGUUAUGUUGACAAUGUUCAAAUGAGUAUACGGCAAUGAACAAAUACAUUAAAAUGUCUAAGCCUUUACAAAUAUUGUAAGUAGCUUAAAUAAAACUCGGCAUCUCUUGACAAUCCGUCCAUUUAUUAUAAGGUAAAGAUUCAAAAAUCUUUAAUCUCUCGAAUCUCCCGUUUUCUACGAGUACAUACAUAUUAAUGCAAAAUAUUAAUCUUAAGGGAAACAUAAUAAAUUGUUUAUUUGUUAAUAUUUAUUAAUGGCAUUUAGGCUUAUAAUCAUUUAAUUAACUUAACUAUUGUAACUAACGAAGUAUUUUUAUUGUUAUUACACGGUCAAGUUCAUGCUACGGAUCGUACGAUUGAACUGGACCGUGUAAACCUGAACUAUUCAGUUACUAAUUGUUAAUAAAUUGAAAUUUAUUA
Ostrinia nubilalis (European corn borer) is the source of this 9840-nucleotide messenger RNA. RefSeq names its product filamin-A (gene jbug). Gene Ontology annotation, biological process: actin cytoskeleton organization. NCBI's taxonomy places the organism in Eukaryota, Metazoa, Arthropoda, Insecta, Lepidoptera, Crambidae. Gene Ontology annotation, molecular function: actin filament binding. The coding region runs from base 222 to 8867 and encodes 2881 amino acids. The transcript is spliced from 54 exons. The record is from RefSeq and is a predicted model, not a curated record.